AUCGUGAAAGUCCCAGUGGACAUAACGGUCAAUGGGCGCACGUACAGCGAUGAGGUCGAGCCGCGACAGUUGCUCGUUCACUUCAUUCGCGAGAACGCCGCGCUCACAGGUACCAAGGUCGGGUGCGACACGAGUCAGUGCGGGUCUUGCACCGUCACGAUGGACAGGGUCAGCGUCAAGUCGUGUACGACGCUGACGGUACAGGCUAACGGCUCGUCGAUCACGACGAUAGAAGGGCUGUCGGACGGUGUUGAUCUACAUCCCCUGCAGGAGGCCUUCUGGAAUAAUCAUGGGCUCCAAUGCGGGUUCUGCACUCCGGGAAUGAUCAUGGCGGCGAGCGAGUUGCUGCGCAUCAACCCGGACCCUUCGCGAGAAGAAAUCCGGGAAGGGCUGGAGGGCAACCUCUGCCGAUGCACCGGAAAUCAAAACAUCGUGCUGGCCGUCGAAGACGCAGCACGAACGAUGGGAGGCUAG
Geodia barretti is the source of this 474-nucleotide messenger RNA. NCBI's taxonomy places the organism in Eukaryota, Metazoa, Porifera, Demospongiae, Tetractinellida, Geodiidae. The record is from the annotation of a GenBank genome assembly.